CAGUUGUAUUUCUUAUCUUAUUGUUUGGCUAGCACGUGUGAAUAGCUCGUAGAUUGAUGUGUUGAUAGAGGGCGUUGAAUGUUUGUUUUUUUUUAUCGGCGAAAGUGCGGAGAACACGUUACGAAAUAUCUUUCCACAAUGAGUGACCAGAAGCCACAGAGCAGUAGCCCCGCACCGCAAGGCAGUAGUCUACCUCGAGGUUUGCUCAGUCGGCGCGGAAAAGUAACACCAAAUGCACGGUUGCCAUCACUACGCCCCCAGAGAGACCUGACACUUGGUGGUGUCCAAAAGAAAACAUUCAAGCCAAACAUUCCAUCAAGGAAGGAAAAAAGCAAGGAACCCUUGAAUGAAGAGAGUAGUGAGAAUUCAUCAAGAGGUCAGUCUGCAAAGAAAGAUCACCACAGGAGAAACAAGGAUAGACCACAUGGCAGGGACAGAGUCCGACAAGAAGCAGUUCAGAGUCACUCUUCUAUAUUUGAAGAAGGACCUGCAGAUGCCAUGAGGAGAAAAUGGGGAGGAGGAGGUGGUGGUGGUGGUGGAGGAGGUGGAGGGGAAAGAAGAGUUAUCAAAAAGGAACGAGAUGAAGAAUCAGAUGCGAAAAUGAUGCGAGAACUCAUGAGAGAUGAUUUUCUUGAUGAAGAUGAAAAGACAGAAAAGUCCAAAUAUAGCCCAAUUCAGCUUCCUCUGAAAUCCAAGAAAAGAACAGUUAAAAAGGAAGUAAAGGUUGAGGAAGCAGAGAUACCACAACAAAUGGAUGUUGAUAUAGUUAUUAAAAAAGAAAAGGAGGAUGAUGAAAUUGUUGCCAUGGAUGGCAUUAAACAGGAGAAGCAAGAUGAUGAAUUUGAUGGUAUGGAAGGGAUCGAAACAAUCGCACAAAAACCAGCCCCUAAAGUUAAGUCACGUUUAACGACUGAUAAACCCAAGUUAGAAAUCACAGCGGGCUCAAUAUUUUCAAACACUAAGCAACUGGACGGAGAGUUACUGUUCUUCCAACUUCCAGACUCACUCCCUGGAAAUUCUGAAUCGGAAAUAAGUAAAGUUCAUGUGAAAAAAGAAGGAGAUGCAAACAGUAAGCAAUCAGAGGCCAAUGAAAAUGUUAAAGACAACAACUGCCAUCUAAAACAUCUCCCUGAAGGAUUUAUAGGAAAACUUCAAGUUCUUAAGUCUGGACGAACACGACUACUCUUAGGAAAUGUUAGCCUUGAUGUCUCUAUGGGGGCGCCAUGUGGGUUUUUACAGGAUCUUGUUUCAGUGCAUUUAAAUGAAGAAAAAACAGGGAAUAUGAAUUGUUUAGGACAAGUUAAGCAUCGAAUUGUCUGCUCUCCGGAUUUUGAAAGCUUACUUUCUCUUGGAACAUAACAUUUGUUAAAUUUGUGUGAAUAAUAAAGUAACAUAGAGACAUAUUUAUAUAUAUAGUGUAAUAUGUGCCUUGUGUCACUGUUGAUGAAUGUAUUCCAUAAGAAAAUAAAAUUGUUGGAUUCAGA
Anneissia japonica is the source of this 1484-nucleotide messenger RNA. RefSeq names its product DNA-directed RNA polymerase III subunit RPC4-like. The coding region runs from base 79 to 1359 and encodes 426 amino acids. Gene Ontology annotation, cellular component: RNA polymerase III complex. The transcript is spliced from 9 exons. The record is from RefSeq and is a predicted model, not a curated record. Gene Ontology annotation, biological process: transcription by RNA polymerase III. Gene Ontology annotation, molecular function: DNA binding. NCBI's taxonomy places the organism in Eukaryota, Metazoa, Echinodermata, Crinoidea, Comatulida, Comatulidae.